Molecule: messenger RNA, 3233 nt
Organism: Mixia osmundae IAM 14324
Lineage: Eukaryota; Fungi; Basidiomycota; Mixiomycetes; Mixiales; Mixiaceae
Exons: 2
Coding region: 1-3027 (1008 amino acids)
Biological process (GO): RNA processing
Cellular component (GO): nucleus; ribonucleoprotein complex; cytosol
Molecular function (GO): mRNA 3'-UTR binding; protein binding; poly(U) RNA binding
Source: RefSeq, a predicted model, not a curated record
AUGGCUCCGUCCAAGGGCAGGAAAGACAGGCUAGCAGUGCCCAAGCAGCCAGUCGACGAGCUGGACUAUCAGAACGAACGGCUCCUUGAUGGAGCACUACACGACUUGACGGUCCAUGAACGCAUCGUGCAGCUUUGCAAGCAGCUCGGACUAGCAGACAGACUCGAAGCAGCUCGCAAGACCAUGUCAGACACCUUCACGCUCCCCGACGCGUUCUGGCUCGAUUGGCUUGCCGACAGACAAGCAUUAGCAAUGACUGUGCCCGUUGAACCCGAAAAUGUCGCUCUCUUGCUCAUGCUGUGUCAACGAGCUAUGCAAGACUACUUGUCUAUACCUAUCUCGUCAGUCUAUGCAAAGACAGUCAUCGACAUCUACAAGCGCGCUCACGGCUCCCAGGCGCUUUCGUCUGAUGACGCAGACGCGAUGGCAGAGGACACCUUGCCGGGCGAUCAAGCUCUUGCUCAGCAUGUCGACGCAGAUGUAGCCAGAAGUCAUCUAGCAGCAUGUGCAAAAUCCGCCUGUCGGCAUAUUACCGGAGGUCAACCAAUCUGGCGUGCCUACGUUGCUUUCGAAGAGGGCCUGCUCAGUCACAAGCGAUCUCUUGACCAAACCAGUCGAGUUGCCAACAUCUACUUGGAAAGACUCGCGCAGCCUCAUGCGGGUAUCGAGGACACCUUUCAGGCCUAUUCGACCUUUGUGAGCAACUUCGAGGACCAGGGCCAGUACGAGGACAAGAUGGUUGCUGCAAACGCGAUCGUAAGCGCCGCAAAGACAUCGUACAGUCUACGCGAGCGCUACGAGAGCAGGUUGACCCAAUUACAGUACACACCAGAAGCGUAUACGUCCUACAUCGACUGGGAGCUCGAAGUCGAUGCGCCCGAUCUGGCGCUCGUCGAGGGUCUCUUUGAGCGUGCUGUAAACGACAACCCAGCCUCUGUUGACUUGUGGGAUCAGUACCUGCGGCAUCUCACUCGUACCUUGCCCACCAUCGAUCUGGAAGAGAUUGACGAGGUCGACACGGAUGCUGCUAUCUUGGCUCUCGCCAACGCACAACAGCAGCUCGUAGCGGUGGCCGAGCGUGCCGUCAAGGCUAUACCGGGCGCUGGUCAGCUUUGGGCAACUUAUCUGCGGAUCUUGGAGAGAUGCGAUCAGAGGGAGCAGGUCCAACCGCUUUUCGAGCGAGCAACCGCCAUCCGUGCCGUCUUCGAUACAGUCGACAGCCUCGUCGACCUCUUCACCGCCAAGACCGACUUCCAUCGCAGAGAUUGGGAAGCAGUCGUCGUCGCUCAGACAAAAGAGCCCGAUGAGCUAUUUCAGGAGCCGGCAGACAUUCUCAACCAGGGUAUCAACACCAUCAACAAACGAUCCCGCGAUGGCGACCCUCAGUGUCGUUUGCAACACUAUCUCUCUCGCUUACUGGAACGAUUCGGUCAGCCUGAUGAAGCAGCCGCAGUUUGGAAAAGAGCAACGACAAAGCACAGCGAUGUCGCUGCAGCUCAUAUUGCUUACGCCGAGCUCGAAGCAAGGCGCAAUAACACCGAAGCAGCAAGAGAGAUCUAUGAGCGUGGCGCUGGCAAAAGACUCGACUAUCCGGAGUACCUUUUCUCGGCAUGGAGGAGUUUCGAGCAUCAGCAUGGAACGAUCGAGACGCUCGAAAAAGCCAGUCGGACAAUCGAGCAGAAGAUGAAGGGCGUGAAUGCAAGGAGACGGAAAGAGCAAGAACAGCUGUAUGCCUCUUAUGCUGCUCAAGCGCCUCAGCCUGCUUCGACCGCUGUCGAAACUGCUGUCGAACCUGCUCAACCCGUUGCUUCGACAAGUGCUGUACCAGCAGCGUCUGCUUCUCCCAUGCUGGAUACGAGGCCUACAGAGAAUGGGAGUAGCAAGAGGCGAGCAGAAGAUUCGCCCGAAGCUGUUGAGGAAAGCAUCGAUGAGGAAGGCAAGCGUGCAAAGACUGCGCAUACGCCUGCGCAGGACCUCAAGCGCGACAGGGAGCACACGACCGUUAUCGUGUCAGGUCUCCCUAUGUCGACGAAGGAACCGGCGAUAAGACGGCUAUUCAAGGACUGCGGCGAUAUUCGAGAGCUUCAAAUGCAUGCAAAGACCGACGGUGCUGUCGCUUCGAUCGAGUUUGUUGCACGCGACUCCAUUCUCGCCGCCCUGACCAAGGAUAAACGGAGGGUCGAGGAUCAAGAGAUAUCGGUUGCGCUCGGCUGGCGAUCAACGUGCUACGUCACUAACUUCCCCGAGUCAAGCGAAGACAAAGACAUUCGGACGCUAUUCGAACCGUACGGUGAGAUAUUGGCAACGCGAUGGCCCAGCAAGAGGUUCAACUCUGCCCGUCGAUUUUGCUAUAUCCAAUUCGUCAGUCCUGCCUCUGCAGAGUCUGCCCUGGCUCUGCACGGAACGGAACUAGAACCUAAACGCAAGCUGAGCGUCUACAUCUCUGAUCCAGAUCGAAAGCGCGCCAGGACAGACGCAGAUACGCAUCGUCGGGAGAUCCUCGUUAGCCAGCUGACACCUUUCGUGAAAGAGUACGAUCUACGCAAACUCUUCACUCCUUGCGGUGUCGUCACUGCCAUUCGCAUACAGACCGACGCAAAAGGUCUCUGCCGAGGCGCGGCCUUUGUCGACUUUGAGGAUGUGGCGGGCGCAGCAAAGGCACUCGAGCUCAAUAACACUGAGUUCAAGAAGCGUCACAUCGCUGUCGUACUUGCAAGUCAGCGUGGUCUGAAGGAGAAGCAACCGGAGAGCGGUCAGGGUCGCAAAGCUGAUGCGACGAGCCGAAGUGUCACUGCUACCGGGCUGCCAGACGGCGUGCUAGAGCCUUUGUUACAGCAAGUCUUUGAGCGAUACGGAUCUGUCAAAUCAGUCACUAUUGCAGAAGACGGCAAGACAGCUCAAGUCGAAUAUGAGAGCGAGGCGGUGUGUGUUCUUCUUGGUUUCAGCAAAGGCGCGCUGACUUGUACUGCUAGGACGUCGGCAAAGUCCUACUGCUACCGCCGGGCAGCAUCACUUACGAAGACGUAGAGCUACCGAUUACGCCUGCUGCGCCAGCACAAAAGGCAGGCAAGCCAACUGCUGCAGUGUCCUUCAUGCCUCGCGCAGCUGCAGCACGUGGUCGGGGCAGGGGAAGGGGUGGCAUUGGCUUCAAAAGGAGCGCUGCACCGACGCCGAAUGGGGACACGCCCGCGCCUCCCGAGAGCAUGCAGACAGAUCAGCCCAUGUCGGGCAUG